This is a messenger RNA of Belonocnema kinseyi, 3010 nucleotides long. It is a transcript of the gene Pbp95, whose product is annotated as snRNA-activating protein complex subunit 4. The record is from RefSeq and is a predicted model, not a curated record. The transcript is spliced from 3 exons. Bases 197 to 2791 code for a protein of 864 amino acids. Lineage: Eukaryota; Metazoa; Arthropoda; Insecta; Hymenoptera; Cynipidae.
AAGAAAAAAGUUUCUUCCGCGAUCGUUAAUUUCAAAUUUUACAGAGCUGUUUAAGUUCUUUUAGUCUUCUUUAUGAUGAUUGUUAAUUACGUUUGAGUGAUGAGUGCAUUUUGUGUAAGGUUCUGGAGAAACACGAGCAGAAAGAGACUGAUAUAGUGUUUUGCAAGCUAAACGUUUUGAGGUUAGGUUUUCCGCCAUGAGUGAUUCGGAGGAUCAGCUCAUCCUCGACGACAUCCGAGCCUUGGAAGAUGCCUUAUCCCGGAAAACUGAAUCACACCAGAUUUCCGAAGUUUCAUUUAAGAAAGAAACUAAUCCUCCCACCGUUCAUCAUCCACGAAAAAUUGAAAUCGAUUUACCAAUCUCCGAAUCUGUCCCAAUUAACGACCAGCAAACCAUCGAAAACACCGUCGAAUCUUCCUUUGAUCCUGCCGAGGCCUUGGAACUUAAUCAAAAACUAAUUGAACGUCUCAUCGCGACACGGAGCGAAGUCGCCGAAAUUCUUGAAGAAUGCAAAAGAAAAAGGGGAGUUGUCAGCAUCAAAAUUAAGCAGCGUUUAAGACAACUGCCCAAUCCGAAAAUAUUAUCCUCGCAUGCUGGCAUGCCGUACUUCAAGGACAAAGAUUUUUUCACGGCUCCUGCGAAUGAAGACACAAAAUUGAAGGAAGCUCGAGGACAGCUGCAAAUAAUCCACCUUCGACGCGUGUCUCGCUGGACAGUGAAAGAUAAGGAGACUCUUUUGAAAGCUAUUCACCACGAGGUUGUUGCCGGAUUGAAAGAUCUUGACGAAGAAGAGGUGGAUGCGGUUGAGAAAAUGACUCUGGGCAAGAGUCACUCUUUGCCAGCUGUUGUUACAGAUGCGAUUGGACGUCUUGGCAAAAGGGAAUUUGAUUGGAUGAAAAUUGCCGUGAUUGAUUUUCAAAAUAAACAUUCCCCGGAAGAAUGUCGCGUCAUGUGGAACGUUUUUUUACAUCCUGAUAUCAAUAAGUUUAAGUGGAAGAAGAAAGAACUCUCGGAUUUGCAUACUCUUGCGAAAAACUACAAGUAUCAAAAUUGGGACGAGAUUGCCAAGGAAUUGGGUACGCAAAGAAGUGGCUAUCAAUGUUUCGUAAAAUACAACACGACGAAAAAGACGCAGAUCAAUGAAAGACCCUGGGCAAAAAAGGAAGACACCAAGCUCGUGCAUCUCGUAAACAAAUUCAAAAUCGGCGACUUCAUCAACUGGGGUGAUAUCGCAAGCUGCAUGGAGAACCGAACCAAACAGCAAAUCUACUUCCGCUGGAUGUACAGUCUCGCGCCUCAUCUUAAAAAGGGAAGAUUCACCGACGAGGAGGACAAACUUCUGAUAAAUGCGAUUGAAAAGUACGGGCCAAAUUUCAAAAAAAUAUCUGCCCUCGUCCUACCAACGAGGACUUCCGCCCAGCUCAGCGACCACUACAACACCAUUACAUCGAACAGGGGCGAAAAUGCCUGGACCGUUGAGCAAGACUCAAAACUUCUCGCAUUGUACGCCGAACAUGGAAAUGACUGGGCCAAGAUAGCAAGUUUAUUUGUCAACAAAGACCGAGUUCAACUGCGUCAUCGGUAUUCGGCUCUGAUUCGAUACAAAAAACGAGGAAUGUCGCUCGAUGACAUUCCGCGGGACAAUUCGCGGCAAAAAACCUUCCAAAAAAGUAUUGUUUUUCAAAAAAUACCGCGAAACAAUACCCAAAAUCUGUGUCAACUUCAGGGCGUCGACGAGGUGGACCGCGAAAUAAUAGACUACUUUCAGAAGUUCAAUACGCCCGCGGCGAAAGCCGGGCGCCGAAAGAAAUUCUAUCAAGACAGUGAGCUUCAAUCACUCAGCCGGAAAAUGCAUAAUCUUCUCGCAUUUUUAAAUGCCAAACUGAAUAUUCCCUACGACCUUGAGACCUACGACUCCCUCACAGAGAAGGACAAACAGCUGUUGCACUCGCUGAAGAAUCUUGCGCAUGAUGCAGCUCAUGGCGGUGCACCGUCGAGGAAGGCGGAACAGAUGAGAAUCGCUAUGUUUGGAUUUGGAGAGCAGGAGGGCGAUGGCCAGGAGGAGGAUGAGCACUUUAUACCGCCUUUGCCGUUUGGCGUGCGCGGGAGAAAAGAUCGAUUUGAUCAAGUGAUCAAUUACAGUCCGUUCAGUGAGGAGGAGCGUUUUCUUGAAGCUAGACAAAUGUACUUCGAAACGCCCUACAGCAUCAUCGAGGCAAUUGGCGAGGGUGUGAAUCAUGGAUUUGAUAAAUUGGGCAAACUGCUCGCGCAGCCAAACUACAAAUCCGAGAAGCAAAUUGUCAACAGCAUUUAUGUACUGACGCCUCGGCAAUUGGCGAUUCGUGAAUUGGCGAAUCCAAGACAAGUGGUGAGGAAUUUUCCGAAAGCAAGCACCUCCAGCACGAUGAAUUCGGAUGUCACGCUUCUCGGUACUUUUCAGAAUCACUUUGCGUGUAAAGUAUUCGAUGUGGAUGGUAUCCCGACGAUGAAACCAAAUUAUUGGACGUUGCUUGGUUAUCAGCAGAUUCUGAUUGCCAUGAAACAAAUGAAUCCGGAGAAUAAUGUGAUUGAUUGUGCGGAAUUUGGGAGUAAAAUACGAGAGAAGGGGAGAAUAGCGCUGGAAACGCUUAGAAUGCGUUUAGUGCAAUUAUUUAAGUAUCCUCUUAUUAUGUCACAAGUUUUGCCGCCGGAGUCUUUCCAAGCGGGAGACAUGUUUUUCCUGCAGCAAGGUAAGAGGAAACUUGAUGCCGGCAAGCAGUCGGGUGCGAAAAGAAAAAAAAGGAGAAAUUAAUUAAUUUUGAGUCUUCUAAUUUUAGGGGUCGUUGAUAGAACUUUAAUUAAAUUAAGAAUUUCAAUUUUUUUUGGUUUGACGUCUAGAAAAAGUAGAUUUGUUUUAGAAAGAACAUUGGACAGGUAUUGGGUAUGGUUAAACUGCGAUGCGCCACCUGGUGACAAAAAUUCGAACUAGAAAGAAUAGGCACGAUUUUAAAGAUAUGCAUUUUAAUUUGUU